AUGAUUGAAAAAGAAGAACAGAAUACUGAAAGUAACGAAGAAAAUGUAAAAUUCGACUUUUCGUCGGCGGAGAAUCAAGAAGCACGUGCUUUUUUACGAGAACGUUUUCUACGUAUGAUAACUGGUAUUGUCGGAAAAAAGGCCAAAUUUAAUUUGUAUGAAAAUUCACGCGUUACUGGUGAAUUUCGUGGCUCUGACAUCGACUGCCUGGAAUUAUUUGUGAGAAACUUGGAGACUCCACUUGGAAUAAUUCCAGAAGCUAUUCUCAGAACAAACGAUAUUAUCUCCAUGGAAGUUGAAAAUAUUAUAAAUAAUUAA
Polistes dominula (European paper wasp) is the source of this 318-nucleotide messenger RNA. Its product is annotated as gem-associated protein 7. Gene Ontology annotation, biological process: spliceosomal snRNP assembly. NCBI's taxonomy places the organism in Eukaryota, Metazoa, Arthropoda, Insecta, Hymenoptera, Vespidae. Gene Ontology annotation, cellular component: SMN-Sm protein complex. The record is from RefSeq and is a predicted model, not a curated record.